Molecule: messenger RNA, 606 nt
Organism: Nyctereutes procyonoides (raccoon dog)
Lineage: Eukaryota; Metazoa; Chordata; Mammalia; Carnivora; Canidae
Product: basic salivary proline-rich protein 4-like
Exons: 2
Coding region: 1-606 (201 amino acids)
Source: RefSeq, a predicted model, not a curated record
AUGAUGCCACUUGGUAGGCUGGAGACCCUAAACAGCCAUAUAGAAAAGGAGAGCCCAACUGGAAUCCAUGGGAAAGAAGGGAAAAGUGCACAGGCAGGGGGAGAAGCAGGGUCCCCGCAGGGCGGAGAGCCCGAGCUGGGGCUCGACCCCAGGCUCUGGGGGCAGGGCAGAGCCGCAGGAGACUCCGGCAGGCCUGCGCUCAGAGCACCCGCACCGGCACGUGCCGCGCCCUCUCCCCGGGCCCGCCCUCCGGGCCCCGGGCCGUUCCCAGGAGCCGAGCCCCUCCCCCCGCGGGCUGCGGCCGCGGCGCAGCCUGGGCACCCGUCGCACCCCGACGGAGGGAGGAAGCCCUCGGGGCUCCGCCGCGCUGCCGCAGCCGGGACGAAGACUGGAACCCUCGGCGGGAGCCCGGCACCCCGGCGGGAAGCGGAAGGACCGCGGGCGCCGCGCAGCCCAGCGAGAGCCGAGCGGGCGCCGCCGGAAGCCGGAACUCGGCGGAAGCCGCCCGCGCGCCUCCGACCGGAAGUGGGGAAGGCGCGAUCGUCCUUUUCCGGCAGCAAGGAGGCGGCCCCGGGGGCGUCGCCUUGGGGAAGACUGUUGGUGUAG